UGUCCGUGGCCGAGGUGAGGCCCUUUUCCUGGGCCAAGGGGCAGCUGCCGCCCCUGCGCGGGAGAGUCGGGCAGGUAGUGAGAGACGGCUCGGAGAGUUGGGGGUCUCCUGCUUUUGGAGCUGGUGCGGCGCUAGGCCGGUUCUGCGCUUGUCCUUUCCGCGUCGGCAUCGCAACCCCAUUGCCCUCGACCCUUCCGCUCCCGGUUCUGGGCAGUGCAGGGUCGGCGGUCCCCGGUGAGUCCUGCACGGCUCGCCCCGCGCGCUUUGUCCCCCGCGCACUGCCGCACGGACCUCGGUACCGGACAAAACAGCCAGGCGCUGGGGCCCCAAACUGGAUAAGGCCGUUCGCGCGCCGUUAGGAGGUCCUGCAGGCGGCCGGUGGAAAUCUGAGGCCUCCGGGAAGCAGGUGACGAGGACGCCUCCGAGGCCGUUAUGGGGAAGAAGGAACCCCGUGUUAUCCCGAGGUUCUAGAGAACGGGCGUUUCUCGUGCGUACGGGUUGACACAACCGUGCUGUCAAGGGCGUCAAACGUGCUCUGGGAACGGCCCCGGCUUCCUUUAAACGUCAGGGGACGGAGGGGAGUGGAGGGGAGCGGGCAAUCUGGUGGUGGUUGUCACAUUGCAAACAGUGGUGCAAAAUAACGGCACGAUUGGUCAGUGUGUUUUAUGGGGCCGCUUUUCCUCUAACUGACAGAGCUGGUGGUCUCUGCAACUCAUGCCUACAUGUGCAAGUAUUGACGGUGAUCAGAAGACUUCAAGAUUCUUUGAAGAAUCGAUGGCAGGACACAUGGGUGUAGACGAAGUUUAUUAAAAGUUAGGGAUGGGAAAUACAAGAGGGAGCAUGGUGGGCACAGGGAGAAUCUCCAGGCCAAGAGAGAGAGUGUGCUUCUCUUCCCCAGGUUAGUAGUGCAGUGCUCCUGACCAGGUGCCAGGUUGUCCAAACCUCAGGAAUGGCGGCCAUCAACCCAUGGCCCCCCUGGGGUUCCCUUAUGGACCAGUGCUGGGGGGUGGCAGCUGCUGACCCUUGGGCCUCCUGGGCUUUGUGUCCUCAGGAUUCCACGUGGCAUGUGGAGGUGAGCCCUGAGGAAGGAAGGAGGGUAGCUGGGCUCCCAACAGCCCAGGUCCAGGAACCAGUGACCUUCAAGGAUGUGGCAGUGGACUUCACCCAAGAAGAGUGGGGACAGCUGGACCUUGUUCAGAGGACCCUGUACCGCGAUGUGAUGCUGGAGACCUAUGGGCACCUGUUGUCUGUGGGGAAUCAGAUUACCAAGCCUGAGGUCAUCUCCCUGUUGGAGCAAGGAGAAGAGCCCUGGGUGGUGGAGCAAGCAUAUCCUCAAAGCACUUGUCCAGAAUGGAUGAAAAGUCUUGAAAGCAAAGCAUUGGUCCCAACACAGAGAGUUUUUGAAGAGCAAUCCCAUGGCAUGAAGUUGGAAAGAUAUAUAUGGGAUGAUCCUUGGUUCUCCAGGUUAGGAGUUUUGGGAUGCAAAGACCAAUUAGAAAUGUACCACAUGAACCAGAGUACAUCUAUGAGGCAAAUGAUCUUCAUGCAAAAACAAGUGCUAUCUCAAAGAGGUUCUGAAUUCUGUGAACUUGGGGCAGAAUAUAGCCAGAACUUCAACUUUGUUCCAUCUCAGAGAGUUUCUCAGUUAGAACAUUUCUAUAAGCCUGAAACACAUGCUGAAAGCUGGAGAUGUAACUCGGCCAUAAUGUAUGCAGAUAAGGUUACCUAUGAAAAUAGUGAUUAUGACAAAGCCUUCUACCAGUCCAUUCAACCUUAUCAUCCUGCAAGAAUGCAAACUGGAGAUAAUCUUUUCAAAUGUACUGAUGCUGUUAAAUCUUUCAAUCACGUAAUACAUAUCGGUGAUCAUAAAGGAAUGCACACAGGAGAAAAACUGUAUGAAUAUAAGGAAUGCCACCAAAUCUUUAACCAGAGUCCAUCAUUUAGUGAACAUCCAAGACUUCAUGUUGGGGAAAACCAGUAUAACUACAAAGAAUACGAGAAUAUCUUUUAUUUCUCAUCCUUUAUGGAACAUCAGAAAAUUGGUCCUGUAGAGAAAUCAUAUAAAUACAAUGAAUGGGAGAAAGUCUUUGGGUAUGACUCAUUCCUUACUCAACACACAAGCACUUACACUACAGAGAAACCCUAUGAAUAUAAUGAAUGUGGAACAUCUUUCAUUUGGAGCUCUUACCUUAUUCAACAUAAGAAAACUCAGACUGGAGAGAAACCCUAUGAAUGUGAUAAAUGUGGGAAAGUUUUUAGGAAUCGUUCAGCCCUUACUAAACAUGAACGGACUCACACUGGAAUAAAACCCUAUGAAUGUAACAAAUGUGGAAAAGCUUUCAGCUGGAAUUCUCAUCUUAUUGUACACAAGAGAAUUCAUACAGGAGAAAAACCUUAUGUGUGUAAUGAAUGUGGGAAAUCUUUCAACUGGAAUUCCCAUCUUAUUGGACACCAGAGAACUCAUACUGGAGAGAAACCUUUUGAAUGUACUGAAUGUGGAAAGUCUUUCAGCUGGAGCUCCCAUCUCAUUGCCCAUAUGAGGAUGCAUACUGGAGAGAAGCCCUUUAAAUGUGAUGAAUGUGAAAAAGCUUUUAGGGAUUACUCAGCACUUAGUAAACACGAAAGAACUCACUCUGGAGCAAAACCUUAUAAAUGUAGUGAAUGUGGAAAGUCCUUCAGCUGGAGCUCCCAUCUUAUUGCUCAUCAAAGAACUCACACAGGAGAGAAGCCGUAUAACUGUCAGGAAUGUGGAAAAGCUUUCAGAGAGCGCUCAGCCCUCACAAAACAUGAAAUCAUUCAUUCUGGAAUUAAGCCCUAUGAAUGUAAUAAAUGUGGAAAAUCUUGUAGCCAGAUGGCUCACCUUGUUAGGCAUCAAAGGACUCAUACUGGGGAAAAACCCUAUGAGUGCAAUAAAUGUGGGAAAUCCUUCAGUCAGAGCUGUCAUCUUGUUGCUCAUCGGAGAAUUCACACUGGUGAGAAACCCUAUAAAUGCAAUCAAUGUGAAAGAUCCUUUAACUGUAGCUCUCACUUGAUUGCACACCGGAGAACUCAUACCGGAGAGAAACCAUACAGGUGUAAUGAGUGUGGGAAAGCAUUCAAUGAGAGUUCUUCCCUUAUUGUACACCUGAGAAACCAUACUGGGGAAAAACCCUACAAAUGCAAUCAUUGUGAGAAAGCUUUCUGUAAGAACUCUUCCCUGAUUAUUCAUCAGAGAAUGCAUAGUGGAGAGAAACGUUUUAUAUGCAAUGACUGUGGAAGAGCCUUUAGUGGUCAUUCGGCACUACUUCAACACCAGAGAAAUCACAGUGAGGAAAAACUGUAACUGAAUUGAUCAGAGAUUUUUGUUUUUACUGUACAUUUGAUAACACAUUAUGAAAAAACCCUAUAAGUAUAAUCAAGAGGGAAAGAUUUUCAUUAGGAGUUCAGUAAAACUCUACAUUAUUCAAUAGGAAAUACCUUUUUAGAAGAAAGCUUGUGAAUGAAAAGAACAUGGAAAAGCUUUCAGCAGUUACAUAGCCCAUAUUUACCAUCAGUAAUUAUAGAGAGGAAAACUCUAAACUGCCCAUAUAUUCCACCAGGCAUCCAUACUUGAGGAACAUGACUAAUGAAUGAAGCAUCUUUUAGCAAGAACCCUUCACUGGAGUGAGUGUGCAUUUUUAAGGGGGAAAGCCUGUGCUGAGAAUAGUGUUUCAAGUGAAAAUACACUGUUUUUCAUCAAGCUGGAGUACUGGAUGGAAAGCUUUACGAUAACAUUUUGUGCAUAAUUAUAGGAUUACAGAUAGAUUUUGCUGUUAUAAGGGGAGGGUCUAGGUACCCUUUAAGGGAUAGAAUAUGGGAUACUAAAUCUGAAUUUAAGUAAGAAAAUAGAAUAGUAUUCAGUGGGGUAUUUACUAUUGAUCAAUUUUAACCUCCUUAGGAAAGAUUAGUAAGUGAAAUUACUAAUGGUGGAAAGGUUGUUUCCUAGAAAUACGAGGCUAAUGUUGGAACAAAAGGUGAUAAUUAAUAACCCAUUGUGACAGUGUCCAUUGUUACUCAUCACUGCAUUGUUGGGUAAUUAGUUUGUAAUUUGGCUUAGGUGAUCACUAUAAAUUACAAUUAUGGACACUAUAUCAAUAUACAUAACAUGAAGGAAUAAAAAAUAUACACAAUUAUGUAUAUAUAUAUGUACCAUAAUAUCUAAAAAAGUAUAUUUGAGUAAGGAACUGUUAGAUCAAUGGAGAAAUUAACCCAGUUAAUUUAAGAUUUUAUUUUUAUUUUGUUUGGUUUUACAAAUAUGUAUAGCACUUAGCAUGUGCUAGGCUUUGUUUUAAAUGUUUUUCAAAUAUUAACUUGUUCAACCCCCUUAACUCUAUGAGAUAGGUCCAACUAUUAUCCCAGUUUUACAAUGGAGAAACUGUGGCAGAGGUGAUGCGGAGCCUAGGAACCUAUCUAAGGACUGCAGCUAGUAAUGAGUGGAGCUGAGAUUGUUUGGAUCCACAGUUCAUGUUUUUAGUCACUGUGUUAUGCUGUCUCUCCAGUGAUAUUUUCCCUAAUACUUUUUGUCACUUUUGUUCAGUGUUUUGAUAGUAGUGAUUUGAUAAAAUUUAAGAAAAUCCUAAUUAAUGAGAGAGUAAUUUACCUGGUUCCUGUGUUCUGAAGGACUUUUGGUAACAUGAGAGCUAAGAACUCUUUGGAAUAUGAAGAAAUCUGAGUUGGACAUUUAGAACCACUGUUAUUUUCUGGGACCUGGGUUCUCUACAAUUUCUCCACUUACAGCUCUGAGGGUUACAGAGCAGUGGGGCCACAAGGACUUGGGCAAGCCUGAAAACUGCCCCUGAUGGGUUUAUAAUGCCCCUCAUGAAGCACAGGGCAAGCAUGUCUAUUCUUUCACACAGUCGGUCACCAGUGCACAUCAGAGUACCAUUUCUCAAGGUCCCCCUUGAAUUCAGUGUUUUGUUUGUUUUUUCUUCUUUAGGUGAAAAGAUUGCUUAGUAGGAGGAAGGAUUCAGAAGGAAAGGGUGUUCAACCCAAGUCCAUCACACAGACUGAGGAAAUCCCUGAAAAGGGACAAGAGGGAUUAGACAAUUUGGGCCAAGGAUCUUUCCUGGAUAGACUUCAUGGGUAUUGGAUAGAAAUCUGGGUGCAUAAAUUUCAUCUAAUCCUUGAGGUGUCCGUGAAUCCUCAGUGGUGAGAAGUGGUGGCAUACAGGUGUAGGAAGGCCGAGUUCACCUCUGACUCUUAGAACUUGAGCCUCGUUAGAAUGUAACACUUGAUCUCCCUUUCAGGGCCUGUUGGCCACUCAGUAAAUACUGCAGGAGUAAAUAAAGUAAUUAUUGGAUUUCUCUUUUAAAAAGACCCUUGGAGAAAAUAGAAUUAGCAAUAUUAUUUCUGUAAGAGAAUAUGUACUGUAUCCAGAAUCUUAUUGUUAGUAUUAUAUGGGUAAUAUAUUCUGACACCCAAAGUAAAUCCUGAUUCUCUUAUUUAGUUUCUGAGGGAUUUAAUAAAUCAUAUGCAAUAUUCCAUGAGCAUCCUGGCAACGUAUUACCACUCUUACUGUCUUAAAAAAAUGCUUCUAAAGGGCCUCCUGUGGCUUAUCUCAUAUCAGGAGUGAAAUUAAACUCUCAGGGUUGGGGGGUGUAGCUCAGUCAUAGAGUGUUUGCCUAGCAUGCAUGGGUUCUGUCUCUAGCACUGAAAAAAAAAAUCCAGAUUACUGUUGCUUCUUGGAAUUAUUCCCCUACUACCUUUCAUAUACCUUAUGUCCAUUCCUAUUCCCUGUACUUCCUUGAGUCUACUCCAUGUGUGGUUCCAAUCAUUACCCUCUGACCCUAUCUUCCACGCCUCCCUAACUCAAACCUGCUGGGCCCACUCCUGUUCAGCCACUAACAGUUCCCCAUCCUCUUCCCACUUUGGUUCUCCUCUGUGUACAUUGCCUCCUGUCCAAGAUUGCUUUCUUUCCUGUCUUACCCACUGCCUCCCGAUUAUUCUUAGUCCCUUCCAUCUGAAACUCAGCUCCAAAUCAGGAUACUAGGUGAAUCAUCCCCUGCUUCUAGCUGUAGUCCUCUCCUACUGGCUCUCUCAUCGAAAAUCUUAACGAUUUCUGCUCCUGCUUCACUGCAUCUAAAACCAUAUCAAAUUACUUCCUGAUUCUGAUGUCCACAUUGAAAAUCUAUUAUCCUGACCUCAGACGAGGUUCUUUGAUCAACUCUCUACUGACAGUUUUGUCCUCCACCCUGUCACAGCCAGUUACACCCAUUGUCAUCCCCAGGACCCUCUGCCAUCUGUUUGGCAUUUUGGGGCAAUCGGGAGGUUUGGAUCUUAUCUCCCCUGCCAGUCUUCAUAGUAACCCUGUAUGCCCUGGACCCCUACAUCAGUGUUAGUCAGUUUUCUGUUACUGUGACAAAAAGUACUUGAGAAAAACAAAGGAGCAAAGGUUUACUCUGGUUCAUGGUUUCAGCAGUUUCAGCCCAUGGUCUCUUGGUUAUGUAGUUUCUAGGCCUGUGAUGAGGCAGAACAUGGCAGGAACCACAUGGUGGAACAAAGCUGCUUACCUCAAGGUGAUCAGGAA
This is a messenger RNA of Castor canadensis (American beaver), 6544 nucleotides long. The record is from RefSeq and is a predicted model, not a curated record. Lineage: Eukaryota; Metazoa; Chordata; Mammalia; Rodentia; Castoridae.